Messenger RNA from Solea solea (common sole), 3539 nucleotides. It is a transcript of the gene cenpt, whose product is annotated as centromere protein T. Gene Ontology annotation, biological process: mitotic cell cycle; kinetochore assembly; chromosome segregation. NCBI's taxonomy places the organism in Eukaryota, Metazoa, Chordata, Actinopteri, Pleuronectiformes, Soleidae. The transcript has 13 exons. The coding region runs from base 231 to 3047 and encodes 938 amino acids. Gene Ontology annotation, molecular function: DNA binding; protein heterodimerization activity. Gene Ontology annotation, cellular component: kinetochore. The record is from RefSeq and is a predicted model, not a curated record.
ACGGUUCGAGGAACUUAUCUGUUGAUUCUGACAGACGUUGGAGUCAACAGUUAUUAUAAAAAUGGUUGGAGUCAACAGUUAUUAUAAAAACCUACGUGACUACAAAGACCUUUGAAUACGUUACGCUGACUACGGAUCAGCUUCUUUUGCUGGACUUAAAGCCGCCUUUGAACACGGUUUUACUGUCAGCUAACGGCUAAGCUGCUGUGUAGCGGCUUCUCUGUUUACAAAUGGAUCCCACGGAGGAUUUAUCAGCCCGGCUCCUGCUGAAAAACAUCCUCAGCACCGAACCACUGCGGACCCCCAUUACCCGCAGUGCCUCUAAAGCUCAGAGUCCCAGCGGGAAGCGACGCAGCAGCAGACUGAGCAAGAAAGAUGCUGGAGCCCAAACACCGCAGGAAAUCAUGAGGCGCAGCAUGAAGCAUAAAUUGCGUGAGAGCAUAACCAGGAAGUCUUUGCCUGCCACCACGAGUAGGAUGACGACCUCAGGACUGCUGCGAAAGACAACUCCAGGCCUGACGUCAAUGUUGUUUGACGAUGAUGACACACCGAGGCACUUACUCAGGAGAAUUCUGCAAACAGAGCCUGUGAGGUCUCCAGUGGUGCACAACAAAGCUGAAUCAGAGGAGCCUGGGUCCUCCUCAGCCAACUCCAGCAUCUCCAGCAAGUGUUCCAGUAUUGAGCUCUCGGGGCUGGAUCUGCCUGAUUUGACCCUGGGCAACCCAGGAACCGUAGCUAAGGGACUGAGCAGGAAGAGACCACGACGAAGCCUUAAUGUGACAGCUUUUGAAAAACGACUCAAACAUGCAAGUGAUUUUCAAGAGGAACAUGAAGAAUCUGCAGAAAACUAUUCAUCACUUUCACUAUCAAGUUCCACUUCUUUGAGUCUAAAAACUCCCUUUGUGGAUGUCCGGAGUGAGAAAAGGGGCCUGCAGAGGAGAGCGUCCAACCGCAGAAAAAUCACAGAGGAAGAAUUUGGCGCUGCUGUUAAUAAACAGUGGAUGGGAGGUGAUCAUGUAAAGGGAGUGGAGCUCAACCAUUCAACCUACAGUGAUGGCUUCACUCUGGGCCUGAGUGAACUCUGUGAACCUAAUAUCACGACUGACAUCAUCAACUGUAACACAGCCCUCUACACACAGUCUGACCCCAUGGCCUCCACCCUUUCCAUUAUGGCAACGCAGGACAAAGAUACAGUGAUGGCCACUCAGCUCCAGAGACAGAUGUCCGAACAGGAACAGAGCAAGUUGGGGAAAGAUGAGACAGAAUUUGUGUUUCCAACUGAAGUUGGAGUCAUGGAAGAGCUUCAGAAUGAACAGUGUGUGCCUGAAGGUCAGUUGAAGGAAGAAGUGGGUACAGCUGGAUCCCAGUCUGACGAAGAGGAGGCUGAAUCUCAAUCUGUAAAAGGAGAUGGAGAAGACACAGGUGCAGAUGAUUCUCAAUCUGAAAAAGAAGGUGCAGAUGAUUCUCAGUCUGAGGAAGAUAAAAUUAGGUCUCAGUCUGAGGAGGAGGAGGCUGAACCUCAAUCUGAAAAAGAAGGUGCAGAUGAUUCUCAGUCUGGGGAAUAUAAAGUUAGGUCUCAGUCUGAGGAGGCUGAAACUCAAUCUGAAAAAGAAGGUGCAGAUGAUUCUCAGUCUGGGGAAGAUAAAGUUAGGUCUCAGUCUGAGGAGGAGGAGGAGGCUGAAACUCAAUCUGAAAAAGGAGAUGAAGAAGAAGGUCCAGAUGAUUUUAAAUCUGGGGAAGAUGUUGAAGCUGGGUCUCAGUCUGAGGAGGCUGAAACUCAAUCUGAAAAAGGAGAUGAAGAAGAAGGUCAAGAUGAUUUUAAAUCUGGGGAAGAUGUUGAAGCUGGGUCUCAAUCUGAGGAGGAGGAGGCUGAACCUCAAUCUGAAAAAGAAGGUGCAGAUGAUUCUCAGUCUGGGGAAGAUGAAGUCAGGUCUCAGUCAGAGGAGGAGAAGGAGGAGGCUGAAACUAUAUCUGAAAAAGGUGAUGGAGAAGAAGGUCCAGAUGAUUCUCAAUCUGGGGGAGAUGUUGAAGCUGGGUCUCAGUCUGAGGAAUUGGGUGAUGAUGGAGAGGACUAUCAGCAUGACCAAGAGGAUCCAGAUACCAAUUCCCAAUCUGAGGACAAGGAUAUGGCUGAGUCUCGUGAUGAAGAUGAGGAUGAGGAGGGUAAGCAGGCAUCAGAACAGCUGGAGCACAUCAGUCGGAGAGCCCAUCACUCUCAGGGUGGACUCGUCGUGCCUUUUGUCACAGAGAGAGGAAGGUCCAGAGUACACAGUGCUGGCGGUGUGCACAUCAGCUUGGAAGCGGGAGGCAGUGACGGCAGCCCACCUCGUAGUGGGACACCUGAUGUGCAAGAGUCUCUAACCUCUGGGACAGAGGCAGUUGACUGUGUUGCAGAUGGAGAAAACAGCUUUCAUCUGGAGAUGACGCAUGAUAUUGAAGAAGGCAGCCACCUCAGUGAUGCUCCGCCUGAAGAAGAAGCUGCUGCUUCUGCUGCUGUGGACCCUGUUGAACAGGAAGAAGAGUGGGAGGAUGAAGAGACUGAGGAAUUCCCCUGCAAGACUCCAGCAUUUGUCAAAGAGAAGAGGAACUUUUUUUUUCGGGAGCAUGAGACCUCACCCUCUGUUCUUAAGAAUAUUCAAACCAGUCGUACAGGUGAAGCUGUACCUGCAGCUAAGCCUAAGAAGGUGCAAAAGAAGACGAGAGGACCAACUAAGAAACAAGCCUGCCUUCCUAAGAGCUACCUUAUGAGUGUCUUCAGACACUUUGCAAAAACCAAGGUCUCUCCCGACGUUUACCCUGUCCUACAGGAAACAAUGGAUCAAUUCUUUGAUCGGAUGGCUGAGGACCUGGAGACGUACGCACAUCACGCCAAGAGAAAAACCAUUGAUUAUGAGGACGUUCUUCUUCUGUUGAAAAGGAUAGGAUAUGUGAAUGACAAGGUGCCAGUGGAAGUGCUGAUUGAAAAAUACCUUCGUAUGGAUCAGCGCAGACUCCUGAUCCCCAUUGCAACGAGUGGUAAUGUUGUUGUCCCUAGACAACGCAGAUGAAUAUUCCAUAAAUGGCUUCAUAUUUUAUUUGUCCUGGUUUCAUCUCUUGGACUUGUAUUUUUGUAUUUAUUUUUUGAUUUGUCUUAGUUUAGUGUGUUUAUAAUUUGUACAUAGUGCAAACUUUGCUUUUAACUGUUGUACUUACAGUCAGCACAGGUAUGUGUCACCUUUCUUUAUCUUUCCAUGCUCAUGUUUAUAUUUUCUGACAGUAUGCAAUAAAAAUAAAGUUUCUUUUUUAAUAUUUCUCUAAUUGGUUUGUGACCAAACAUUUUUUUAACUAUAAUAUUCCCCCUAAUGAAAUGGAUUGUAAAGAAAAGACCAUUCCUCAGAAUGCUGUGGUUGUUGGAUAUAUAAAAAAAUCUGAAUGGAGUUUGAUUUGAAAAUAUUGUUUGUUGUUGAUGAAUGACUGAGAAAGACUGAGGUGCUUGUUCUCAAUGAAAAACACUUGUAAUAAAAUCUAUGCUUGUGUAAAUAAACGAUAUUUUAAGAAUA